AUGGACGAUAGCCCGAAAACUCCUAAUCAAAAGCGUUACCCAGCGGUCGGACGUCUUUGUCGACGAAAUAUCAUAACACAACCCAGCACGCCGAGGAGGUACCUUAACCACGUUAGACGCAAACGCAUCAAUUUUGAUAUAACCGAAAAUGAUCCUGUCGUCUCAUACGAAGAAGAUGCUAAGAACUUCGCCGAGAUACAAAGCGUAACUAAAUUUCCAAAUAACAUAAAGCAUAAAAAAGUGCACAGGAAUCCAGAGGGUAAUUUGAAAAUGAGACAAUAUUUUUUNGCAAAGAAUUAUCCACUAAUUAACAACAUGAAGAAGCAGAUGGUCUCAAAUAGUCAAUCAUUCAAUAAAAAAAUAUACCUUCGUACCUGUCGUUUCCGACUGCUGAAUAAGUCCCGUUCAUCUCCACUUAAUGGGAGCUCUAUAUAUAGCACGUCUGCAGGUAAAAUAUCUCCCAGAUUGAGGACCAAGAAUAUUCUCAAAUUAGCCACCAAAAGUCUCCUUCCUAUAGACGUGAAAGAUAUAACCAAUGGGGAAUCAUCUAAGCUGAAACUGUCCACCAAGGAUACUUGGUCCAUUAAUAUGGAAAUUAUACCCACUCCACCUUCACCAAAGCCAGAUAUCAAAAAUGAUAGGGUUAACAGCCUUAGGACUACAGUUCAUUCACAUGAACCGCAGCAUUCUGACUGGAUUACUAAUAUAAUUGCAAAACAUGCUGAGGAGAUCACCAAGCGGAAGAAGGAAAUCGAGCUGUGGGAAAGCAGAUUAGAUGAGAUCCAGAGAAUCAAAAGUGAGUGCAGAGCCAAGCUGCUGGAGACGCAGGUGCAGAAAUGUCGUCAUAUUAAAGAGAUCUUGCUGUUCGUGGAGGAGCCGACAAAGAAGCUGCCGCAGCUGACAGAGGAGCAGGAGGCAAAGGUCAGCGCUGCUUUUAGUCGAAACAAUAACAUGGACGCAGUGCUUGCGAGCAAGUUUACCCUCAACAUAACACGUGGUGACAUGAUGACGCUGAGAGGAAGGAAUUGGCUAAACGACGAAGUGAUCAACUUCUACAUGAACCUCAUCAUCCAACGGGGCAAAAAUGCCAAGUUUCCCAGCGUGUUCGUAUUCAACACGUUCUUCUACCCGAAGCUUCUUAAAGACGGAUACUCCUCCGUUCGCCGCUGGACGCGGAAUGUCGACGUCUUCUCGCACGACCUGAUUUGCGUUCCCAUCCACAUGAGAAUGCACUGGUGCAUGGCCGUCAUCGAUUUCCGAUCAAACUUUAUCGGCUAUUAUGACAGCAUGGGUAAAGCCAACCACGAAUGCAUGGAUGCUUUGAUUAGGUAUCUGCAGGAGGAGCAUCUCGAUAAGAAGAAGUGCGAGUUCGACGCAUCCGACUGGAAGUUGAGAUGCGUACAAGACAUUCCGCAGCAGAUGAACGGUAGUGAUUCCGGCAUGUUCUCCUGCACUUACGCCGAGUUUCUAAGCCGCAACGCACAGUUCACAGUCAGCCAAGAAGACAUGCAGUAUCUGCGGAGGAAAAUGGUCGUGGAGAUCAUGGAGGGGAAGCUAUUGAUCAAUUAA
Nicrophorus vespilloides is the source of this 1569-nucleotide messenger RNA. Its product is annotated as sentrin-specific protease 1-like. Gene Ontology annotation, biological process: protein desumoylation. Lineage: Eukaryota; Metazoa; Arthropoda; Insecta; Coleoptera; Silphidae. Gene Ontology annotation, cellular component: nucleus. The coding region runs from base 1 to 1569 and encodes 522 amino acids. The record is from RefSeq and is a predicted model, not a curated record. Gene Ontology annotation, molecular function: deSUMOylase activity. The transcript is spliced from 3 exons.